This is a messenger RNA of Syngnathus acus (greater pipefish), 795 nucleotides long. Its product is annotated as cytochrome c oxidase assembly protein COX16 homolog, mitochondrial. Gene Ontology annotation, biological process: mitochondrial respiratory chain complex IV assembly. Gene Ontology annotation, cellular component: mitochondrial inner membrane. Lineage: Eukaryota; Metazoa; Chordata; Actinopteri; Syngnathiformes; Syngnathidae. The coding region runs from base 83 to 403 and encodes 106 amino acids. The transcript has 4 exons. The record is from RefSeq and is a predicted model, not a curated record.
CGGAAGUGCACACCGGCUAUUUAACCUGUAUGUUCUUCACGAAUAUGAAAGUUAAGCAACGUAAAAAGUCAGAAAAGGAGCCAUGUUUAGCUUAAAAACACUGCAGACGAAUAAGACUGUGCGAUAUGGAGUUCCUAUGCUCCUGUUGGUGGUCGGCGGUUCCUUCGGCCUGCGGGAGUUCACGCAGAUCCGCUACGACGCCCAGAAGCUCAAGAGGAAGUUGGAUCCCUCACUGGAGGCCAAACUAAACCCGCAAAAGCAGUCGGUCAUUUUGGAGCAAGAGUAUGAGAAGUUGAAGGAUGACAAUUUAGACGAGUGGAGGAAUAUUCGUGGCCCGCGGCCUUGGGAAGACUCUCGGGAGUUCCAGGAGCAGCAGAGCAUAAAGAGGACCCCACAGAGCUAGGAGACGCACAUACCCCUUAGAUAUAAAGUGGCGCCUUGAGAUAUGAGUUCCGUCAGCUCCUGGAUCACGCUCAGAAAUCAAAACAGCUCUCAAACAACACUGGUGAGCAGCAAAUUUUAAUUGGAGAUAUGCGUUGGUGUCUCUGAUUGUAUUUUAAAACUUGAUUGGGGAAAAAAUGUCUUAACUUUUCGCUCGAACAUCAGUUUUAAAAAAAAUAUAUUUUCAUUUUUCAUAUUUUUGUCUGUUAUGAAAACUUGAUGUGCUAGAGAAAAAGUAAGUGCAGAUUUGGAAUGAGCUAAAAAAUAUCUCAAGUCUUGUCGUUGUUGAUAAUAUUAGCACUAUAAUAUAUACUUUGUAAAUACAGUAAUUAUAUUAAAUAGAAUUUAAAAGAA